Molecule: messenger RNA, 1105 nt
Organism: Closterium sp. NIES-67
Lineage: Eukaryota; Viridiplantae; Streptophyta; Zygnematophyceae; Desmidiales; Closteriaceae
Source: the annotation of a GenBank genome assembly
UGCGGAAGCAUGGCCUCACCUGCCCUGCUUCCUGGAGCUUUGUCAAGCGGACAAGGGUGUGAGUGAGGAGGAGGAGGGUACCUGUGAUGCUGAGUGAUGAGGAGGGGGAGGGAGUGGGAGUGAGAACAGCGUGAUGGAUGGAGAGGAGGUGGCUGACAUGGCAGGGAAGAGGCGGAGUGGCCAGAAAGCAGUGGGUGGGGAGGAAGAGGGAGAAUACUGGGUGCACACUCACCUGGGAUUGGGCGAGGGUACUGAAGCAAAGGUAUGAGGUGGCAGAUGCGCCUGUCUGGGUGAGCCUGGCUGAAGCUCAGGCGUUUUGCAUGGCAGCGGGGAGUGAGUACAGGGUGAUGAGUGAGGCGGAAUGGAAUCAGAUCGUUUCUCAGCCCCCGCCGUUUUCACUGCCUGCUGACACCAUGGAAUUUGACGACGACGGUGAGGAGAAGGCGGAGGAGACGAAGGGAUUGAAGGCAGGCAUGAAGCAGGGCACCAAUGCAUCCGUGUUUAUUGGCACGGAUUUGGAUCUUGCAUCUGGCGAAGAGGGUGUGAUGACGGAAUCGUCUUGCGGAAUUGCAGCGGAGUGUGCAAGAGGGUGGCUGGGAGUGGACGAGCUCGCCAUUUGAGCCGUUUCCUGGGUUCGUGAAGAUGGAGGAGUACCCUGAGUACUCCACUGACUUCUUUGAUGGCUGCCACUUUGUUCUCAAAGGGUCUUCGCCAGUCACGCAUCCAUGUAUGGUUCGAGACUCGUUCCGCAACUACUACCAACGCCAAUAUCCAUUUGUCUUCGCCAAGUUUAGGUGCUGCAAGGAUCUGGCGAGGAAUGUUGUUUGAUGGAGUGGUUGGGUGGGAAAACAGGACGACUGGUAUGGAUGCCCAAAGCUUAUUUCACUGUCCUCUUCCCUCACCCUUUCAUCCAUCUUCCUGCCUCCACUCUUCUCCCUUUCCCCCCUCCCCUCUACACCUCUCUUCGCUCACACUCACAUAUAUUGGGCAAUCUCAGAUUUGUCGUGCUUACAGUUUUGUCUAGCAGUUUCAUGCUUACAUUUUUGUUUAUCAGCGUGAUGCUUACAAUUUUGUCUAGCUUGUCGAACAGCUUGAAACUAAACAC